GGGGCCGCCGGGUGCUUCCAAGAAAUGUCUCCCUGGGAGUUGGGGCCCUUUUUUCCCUGAAGCCCCUGCCCUGGGCUUGGGGAUGCCUCUAUAUGUUUCCACCGAUUGUAUGCAUCUGCGCCUCCUUUCUUUCUCUUUAGGAAGGCGCUGGGGUGUGGGGCGGCUAAGGCUGCGGUAAAGAUUCCUGUCCCCGAACGGGUCCGCCUGCUCGUCCGCCUGCCUCAACUUUGUCUCCAAGUAUUGCUUUGGGAUCUGGGUUCGUUUUCUUAGGUCCAACCUCGGAGCCCUCUCCUCCAGGGUCUGUAGAGUGCAGGGGAUGGGUGGAGAGUGGGCUUGGCCGGAACUGAAUUGGUGGAGGUGAAAGGGGAACCGAGGAUCCUCGGCUUUGGCCACUUCAACCCAGCGAACCCACUUUAUUUUUAGCCCAGGGAGAGAGCUGCAUUGGCAGCGGGGGUAAGGUUCUUUUUAGGAAGUCUGCUUUGCUGGCCCCCCGGUUUGGGAUUGGAUGCUGGAGAGCUUUGUUUCCCUCGUUGCGAGGGUGGCCCAGCUGAGUCUGGACUGACUCCCUCUGCCCUGGCCCUCCUCCCCACUUUCCAGCCAGGAGGAAGAGGGGAGGCUGGGGGCCCAGCGAGACCAGGCGAGAGCGAGUCGCUGGCAGACAGGGGCGGGUGUGAAGGAAACAGCUGUCUUGCGAUCAGCUGAGAAGUAUGAGCCUCGGGGAGGACGGUGGUAUGAGGUCCGGAAACAUCAGGAGUCCCCAGCUAGUGACAUGGGCGAUAUGGAUCAAUUCAUAAACAACUUGAAGGCCCAGCUUAAUUCAGAAAGUGGCUCAAUGCAUGUAUUCAAACAGGUCACUGGCUCUGUUCAAAUCAGAGAUCCCCCAAAGACAGCAGCAGGCAGAGGUAAUAUGACAUCUCUACCAUUUCUGGAUGCCAACCCCAUGGAGAACCCAGCACUCUUUAAUGACAUCAAGAUCGAGCCCCCAGAAGAACUUCUGGCCAAUGAUUUCAGCCUGCCCCAGGUGGAACCAGUCGACCUCUCCCUUCAUAAGCCCAAGGCUCCUCUCCAGCCUGCCAGCAUGCUGCAAGCGCCAGUCCGCCCUCCCAAGCCACAGCCUGCUCCCCAGACUCCUGUCGUGUCCACUUCGUCAUCUGAUGCAGGCACUUUAGCAAACAUCCCUACCGUUCUGACUCCAGGCCCUAUCCUGGCCUCCUCUCAGGGCACUGGUGGCCAGCAGAUCUUCCAUGUGAUUCACACCAUCCCCUCAGUCAGUCUGCCAAAUAAAAUGAGUGCCCUGAAGACCAUCCCGGUAGUGGUACAACCGCUGCCCAUGGUGUAUACUGCUUUGCCUGCAGAUGCGAACCCUGCAGCCAUUACAGUCCCACUCAUUGGAGGAGAUGGCAAAAAUGCUGGAUCAGUGAAAGUUGACCCCAUGUCUAUGUCUCCACUGGAAGUCCCAAGUGACAGUGAGGAAAGUGCAAAUGAGAGUGGAUCCUUGGCCUUACAGGGACUGCAGCAAGAACCAGCAGCAAUGGCCCAAAUGCAGGGAGAAGAAUCCCUUGACUUGAAAAGAAGACGGAUUCACCAAUGUGACUUUGCAGGAUGUAGCAAAGUAUACACCAAAAGCUCUCACCUGAAAGCCCACCGCAGAAUCCAUACAGGAGAGAAGCCUUAUAAAUGCACCUGGGAUGGCUGCUCCUGGAAAUUUGCUCGCUCGGAUGAGCUCACUCGCCAUUUCCGCAAGCACACGGGCAUCAAGCCCUUCCGGUGCACAGACUGCAACCGGAGCUUUUCUCGCUCUGACCACCUGUCCCUGCACCGCAGGCGCCAUGACACCAUGUGAGCUCCACAGUCCGCACUAGAAGAGCUGCGCUGGUCUCAUUCCUGGGUGUGCGCUGAGGUCAUGACCAUCUUUUCCUCUUUGACUUCAGCUUGCCUCUGGGAUGGGACCGGAGUAGCUCACUGAGCCAGGUUGAUGAGACUGGAGGCAAAGAUAGCUGAUUUCCCAUGGUGGCUCCUCAUAUUCCAUCCUCACAUCUCCGUCUAGGUUGAAUAAAAAGUGUGGCACCCAUGGUCGCAGAUGGGACACUUUUUCUACAAUAACAAAACAGGAAUCCAACUCAAGGCUGUGAACAAACAUAUGCUGCUUUUUUUCCUGUUUUUCCCUCCUUUUGUUCUAGAAUUCUUAUCCAUAUUUUUGAAAAAAUCAGUACUUAAAAGUGGUUGGUAGUGUUUUAAAAUGACUUUUUUUUUCAAGUUCCUAGACAGAAGAGGGCAUAACAGUGUAGCUUGUUGGUAGAAUGGAUUGGCAUCCUGAGCAUAGGACACAUUCUCAGUAAAUUUACUGAGUCCCAUGCAAAACUCAGUGGUUUUGUAAAUCCAAUCCUAUUUGUCCUGACAGUUUGGUUUUCACACGUGCGGGCACUUCUGCUUCAUAAGUCCAUUGAAGGGAAUGAAGUGAUCUUGUCCAUCUCCUUCUCCUUCCUUCUCUUCCUCCUUCAACAUUAAGGAUUUUACAGCACAAUCACCUUCUUUUUUGGGUUAAAUAUU
This is a messenger RNA of Pipistrellus kuhlii (Kuhl's pipistrelle), 2550 nucleotides long. It is a transcript of the gene KLF8, whose product is annotated as Kruppel like factor 8. Gene Ontology annotation, biological process: regulation of transcription by RNA polymerase II. The coding region runs from base 770 to 1843 and encodes 357 amino acids. Lineage: Eukaryota; Metazoa; Chordata; Mammalia; Chiroptera; Vespertilionidae. The transcript has 6 exons. Gene Ontology annotation, molecular function: DNA-binding transcription factor activity, RNA polymerase II-specific; RNA polymerase II cis-regulatory region sequence-specific DNA binding. The record is from RefSeq and is a predicted model, not a curated record.